This is a messenger RNA of Spodoptera littoralis (African cotton leafworm), 2097 nucleotides long. The record is from the annotation of a GenBank genome assembly. Lineage: Eukaryota; Metazoa; Arthropoda; Insecta; Lepidoptera; Noctuidae.
AUGCCAACAGUAACGCCUUUACCACCGUGUACAACGACAGACGCAUGGCUUCGACCGCAAGAACCAUUUUGUAAUCGGUUCCUUCUAUGCUUGUUUGGACAGUUAAUAAGUGAAGUAUGCUCACCGGGUUAUCACUUCAGUCCAACUCAAUACCAAUGCAUGCCGGUAGCUGAUGCGCAAUGUGAAGAUGCAUUUACAACUACAACUAUGGCUAUCACCACCACAGAGACAACACCUGCCACCAAAUCAGAUACUACUAUUCCUAUCACCACCUCAGAGUCUACACCUGUCACCACCUCAGAGUCUACACCUGCUACCAGUUCUGAAACCACCGAUGUCACAACAUCAAAAUCGAGAAGAGAUGAAGAUGAAAUAACCUCUACUACUUCAGAGACUACACCAGCUGUCACCACAUCAGAGACAACACCUUCUGUUACCAGCUCAGAGACAACACCUCCUGUCACCAGCUCAGAGACUACACCUUCCGUCACCACCUCAGAGACAACACCCGCCACCAGCUCAGAGACUACACCUUCCGUCACCACCUCAGAGACAGCACCUAUCACUAGCUCAGAGACUACACCUGCCACCAGUUCAGAGACCACACCUUCCGUCACCACGUCAGAGACCACACCUUCCGUCACCACGUCAGAGACAACACCUAUCACUAGCUCAGAGACAACACCUGCCACUAGUUCAGAUACUACACCUGCUGUCACCACGUCAGAGACAACACCUAUCACUAGCUCAGAGACAACACCUGCUUUCACCACGUCAGAGACAACACCUACUGUCACCAGUUCAGAUACAACCAUAACUACAACAAAACGUUCUACACCGCUUUGUACAAAUAGAGACUUGUGGCUAAAACCACAGUAUUCAUAUUGUGACCGUUUUCUAUUGUGUUUGUUUGGAAAAAUAACAAGCCAGCGAUGUCCUUUGGAUUUCCAAUUCAAUCCAGUUCUUUUGCUUUGCCAACCGCCAGCUGAAGCGAAUUGCAACAGCGAAACGACAACUAUAACACCCACUACCAAACAAGACCCAUCACCUGAUAACAGAAUUAGGCCACCACCUUCCACCACAAUAGAAACAACACUUACCACUAUUGUAGACACAACUGUCACCAGUCCAGAGACAACACCUGUCACCAGUUCAGAGACAACACCUGUCACCAGUUCAGAGACAACAACUGUCACCACGUUAGAGACAACAACUGUCACCACCUCAGAGACAGCCACUGCCACCAGUCCAGAGACAACAUCUAUCACCACUUCAGAGACAAUACCAGCUCCUCUUCCUAAAUGUAGCUACAGAGAUAUGUGGUUUAAACCAGAUCCGCAUAAUUGUGAAUACUUCUAUCUUUGUGUGUUCGGUGAGAUAUUGCAUGAACAAUGCCCUGAGGGGACAGAGGCUAGCAUUACUAGUUUCGCAUGCCUACCAAAAGAAUUAGCAGGUUGUAGCAAUGCGAAUCAAACCAUAGUAACUACGACACCACGUGUCAUACGUCCAGUACCUUAUUGUAGUAGAUAUGACAUGUGGAUAGAAGCUGAUGCGACUGAUUGUGGACAGUACUAUGUUUGCACCUUUGGACAUUUAACCCACGAAACAUGUCCAGCGGAGUAUAGAUUCAGUGCUUUGGAAAAAGAAUGCUUACCGAAAUCACAAGUGAACUGCUUCGAAAAAGACCAGUCUACUCCAAGAAACUGGAAAGACGCAAUCUGUGCAGACUACUCGAACCUUCCCCUAGUCUUCUUAGAAGACCCGAAAGACUGCAGAAGAUACUACAUUUGUUCUUUAGGAAAAUCUACGCUGCUGCAUUGUCCUGACAAUUUCUCAUUUAGUGUUGAAAAACAGAUAUGUCUCCCAUCAUACCAAGUGCUCUGCAAGUCGCUAUGUCCGUCAGACGCCACCCAGUUUGUGGUGGACCCUCAAAGUGAGAGCCGCUACAUUAUCUGCUACAAUGGCACGCCGCUACCUCAACAAUGUCCACACAAAUAUGUGUUUGAUCCAAAACUCCUGACAUGCAGAUUAAAAAAAGGCAUAAGAGGCGUAGACUCAGAAUUAUUAAAAUAUUUGCUUAGCUUUAUUAAAAGCUAG